Messenger RNA from Triticum aestivum (bread wheat), 2500 nucleotides. RefSeq lists its product as uncharacterized. The record is from RefSeq and is a predicted model, not a curated record. NCBI's taxonomy places the organism in Eukaryota, Viridiplantae, Streptophyta, Magnoliopsida, Poales, Poaceae. The transcript has 2 exons. The coding region runs from base 202 to 2388 and encodes 728 amino acids.
UUCAACGACUCAGGGGACAACCUAUUCCCUACAUUUUUGAACCUAACGGGAAAGCUUGUGAGGAAAUUUUUAACAGAUCCCAGGAAACAGUUUACACAAAAUUGGUAUGCACAAAAAGGGUAUCUACCGGUACAAGUCAUUCUGUCGGUACAAGUUGUCAUUGUCCAAAUACUAUCCUUGCCAGCCCUGGUCGUGGUUCUAAUGGCAUGGAUCGUUUAUGAACUUGGGCCUGUUGCAUGCACUGUGCUCUCACUGUGGCGCCUAUGGCAGCACGAUUAUUGCAACACCGCAUGUGAUGACAACAAAGCAAACCUGGUGCCAGCACUGAACAUAUUCUACUGUUUGGUUAUUGGCCAAGGUGUGCUCUUCUUCAUAUGGUGGCUGAUGGAUAUGUCAGUGAUGUGGGUUGUGGUUUUGUUCCGGGAAGAAUCUCAGUUACCAGAAAAGUGGGGCAGCAUAACAAUUUUAGAUUACCUAUAUGAUACCCGAGCAAAAUGCUGGCGAGACCCUACAUCCCUAGAUGGUAGGAAUUUGAUCAACUAUGCUGUUGAUUUGAUUGACUCGGAAUCGCAGAAAGACUACCUCUCAGGAGCAAGGAUUCUCGACAACUUCAUUAAGCUGGACGCAGAUGUAAGGUCCCUGCUACUCCCCUCAAGACCAAAGAUUCAGAAGCUGAUUGAUACGCUAGGAUGGAGAUGCAGCAACAGAGAGCUCAGGGAGGUCGUCGCCAGUAUCGUCGCAUACCUUGCCGGUGACAUUCAUCUGUCCCAGUUCCCAGGGGCCAUACACUGCAUAUCCUCCCUGUUUGAUACCACCCUGCCGUAUUGGAACAACCAACAAGGAACCAAUCAUGUUACUGUUAGUGAGUCAAAAAAAGAUGCUGACGGUGCUAGGGAAAGUUUUAUUUCUCUUGCCAAAGGCAUAGAGGAAUAUAGACGAAGAAGAGUUGCUGGUUUCCCUAAGAAAAAAUCAAUUUCUGUUCUCAAAGGCACCGAGGACAACAAAGCAAAAAUUGUCAGAAAUCAAGGUGGUGACAUUCCGCAAGAUGGAGAACUUGGCAGCAAAGGAGAUUGCUGGAAUGAGCUGAUUCUACAAGGCCUGACAAUUCUUGAGAAGCUCGUCUUCGAUCAACACAACUGCAACGACAUAUGCAAUACUUCUGGUCUCAUCCCUAAGAUCAUGGCACCUCUGUACUCUGAGACACUAAUCCAAGAUAUCAAUGUAAGUGCAUGUGACGAUGUAGUGAAUGGGUCACUCAAAGUGAUACACAGGUUAAUCCGUGCUCCAAACUGGAUUGGCAGAAGUGAUCUGGUCCACAAAAUCUGUUCCAACGAGCAUGCACUGAGCAACCUGGAGAGAAUUCUUUAUCAGGGAAAAAAUGAUGGUACAGAACUACAGAUGCGAGCCAUAGAAAUCCUGACAGAACUGGCCAUUGAUUCGUCAGCCAACCUCAGCACCGAAACAAAAGAAAAUCUAAUCAGAAAGCAGUUGCAGAUAUUCCUUACUGAGGAUGAAGGGGACAAAGAUGGUUUGAACAAGGAGAAAGAUGGUAAAGGGGACAAAGGAAAGCUUAGAGUUACGGCUGGGAAAUCACUGGCAUUGCUUUCCAAGAUGGAAACUAUCUCUAAGUUCAUAAAAAAUCAACAGAACAGCAUUGCUGAUUGUCCCAAUGAAAUACUUGAUUCUAAGAACGACAUCACAUACAGGACAGUAGCAUUGGAGAUCUUGGAGAACUUGUGCACUCACCAUACAUUGGACAAGGAUAAUGUGAAGAAAGACUUGCUGCCAAAGGUCCUCAUGGAAGUACUGGCCAGUACACGAGACCUCCCCAAAGAAAAGAGAGGUCAGAGAAAAAUGUCUCGAUGGGAAAGGAAACGGGCAAGAUUUGAUGAAGAAAAUCAACUGAGGCUCAAACGCAGUGGCCAAAUCAAGAAGUCACCUGAAAAGUCAAGUGAGGAGCUAAAAGCUGAAAUGGAAUACCGAGAAGCGUUAUUGUCGCUUACUUUUGUGAUGCGUGACAAACUGAUGAGUGCAGAAGACUUCGAUGAUGUGGCUCGAAAGAUUUCUCCCGUGGAAAGUAAAUUUUUGGGGAAGCUCAGGGAUAUAGUAGAAGAAAAUUGUGAGGACAGAGCUGACUGUCUAAGAAUCGUGAAGCUUUGUGGCCAGAUUGCGGAUUUAAUGUUGCAACCUGGCCAGGACACUACCCAGCUCAAUGAAUUCCUGAAGUCAUUGGAAAAGGCUUCAAAGAUCAUGUCUAACCUUGAAAGCUGCAUGUUCUUUGCAGGGACUGAUUGCGGCGUGAAGAAGACAGCCAGUCCUCUCCUCUCCGAUCUUGUGGAAAAAGUGCGAAACUUGGUUGGUGACGAGAAUGUAGCUGUAAUUGGCUAAUUCCUACCCGUAUUCUGUCCUGUGUACCAGGAACAAACAGUCAUGUUUCUGCAGCCCUGGGCUGCUUUAUUUUCUCAUAUUUUCAUUAUAAAGCAACAUUGUAUUGUUGGAA